ACCAACAGGGACAUCCGUGGCAAUAUAUGGGGCCACAGUCAAAAUUGUUGCUGUUUUUACGCCCAUGAAGUCGUACGGGUCAGGGAGGACGAAAUUUGUCUCAAAAUUAAGCCACUCCGGGUCUGAUUGCAGACAGUAGGAGGUUAUCCAUAAACCAAUUUAGUCAUGCUGACGCGGGCCGUCCACCUGUUCGAAAAGCAUUUCGGCGGGCGAAUACAAGAUCUUAUACGACAGAAGCCUAUCAUCACGGCAACAAAUUUGAAACGGGAGCAUUUGGAGGAGCUGGAAUGGCUUAUCAGCAAUCCCCAAAAGGGCUUAGAGAGCUCCGAUGUCCGCACAAUUGGCUCUCAACCUUACAACAUGGUGGCAUCCUUACGUGACAAAAAGGCCGAAAAGGCGUACUUUGACGGGGCUUUGGCAUGCAUGCGUGAGCUUCGAGAAGGCAUUAGCUCGAGGGAUGCAGGACUUGCGGGAGAAGGUGCUGAGCAUGCAUCGACCCUGCCUGUGCUUGGGCCACUCGACAAGCUUCGACUGGAGCUCGACGAGAUCUUUCCCCAAGGCGCCACCGUGACGAAGCACCCCAAGGACGGGCGGCCUUUCGUGGCGGGGUUGGCGCGGGUCAUGCAGGGGCCCACGAGGCAUUUGGAGGGCUUUAUCCACUGCGACGACAUCCAUCCUCUCUCUCCAGACGAAGGCCUUUUCAGCGCCAAUCUUUACCUCCAAUUGCCAGGUACUGGUGGCGGUGAACUUCUCAUCUAUGACUUAGAAGUGCGUUCGCGCUUCGAAUUUUACCAAAAUGCUAGCACGCUUGCUCUUCUCACCACCGCCGGAGAAGCUGGCCAAGAUAUUCUGAGAGCUCGAUUGCCAAAACCCAAGAUGAUCAAGCCAGUAGCAGGAGAUCUGAUUUUAAUAUGUGCGCAGCGGCCGCAUGCCGUGGCGGGCUUUCCCCUGGGCACGCGCGGAGCCAUGGCCAUAGCCACAGGACGACAUCUUGCGCCAGGCGCAGUCUUCCUCCUGGUCCUAUGUCUUGCUCGUGUCGAAGCCUUCCUCCAACCUCCUGCCACCCCAGUUAUCCCUCACGCCUUGACUGAUGCUCAGGAACUCGAGCAGUGCACAAAUUUUGGAGCCGUGGCUACCAUGCCGGGUUCUCGCACCUCGUCUUUCUCACGCAUGUACAUGGUCUCCCUCCGGGACAAAUUUUUUGCCGCGGUCGACGAGGAAUUGAAGACACAAUUUCCCCCCGGCCAAGGUGAUAUCAGCCGAGUGCGCGCUUUCGUGGAAUCCUGUAAAGCUGGGACCGUACCUCCCUCGGCGCCAACUGAUCUCCCCUACUUUCAACCUUCUGAAGAGUAUGUGCCCGGCUUGACGGCUAAGCCGUGGCACGACCCUUACAGUUUCGAGUGGGUCCGGGGCUUGGAGGAGGCGACCCCUAUUAUCCAAGAGGAGCUACGACAAGCCCUAGGCCAAGGACAGGACCCGCAGGAUUUCAGGGCGGACAGCAACGUGAUGACUGUGAUGGGUGCAGGGUGGACGGCCCUGCGCCUGCAACGGCUGGGACUGUGGAACGAGGAUGUCUGCGCCCGCUUUCCCCGAACCCUCUCCGUCUUGGCCUCCCUCCCCAUUCCCUUCGCCGUCCGUGGCGUCAUGUUCGCCAGACAGGCCCCGGAAACCGGGGUUCAAGCUCACUCGGACGGGCGAAACUUCAUCCUGACUAUGCAUUUGGGCCUACGGAUACCCAAGGAGGAAGGCGCGUGCUGGAUCCGGGUGGGCGGGGAGCGACGGUCCUGGCAAGAGGGCAAGGCGUUGGUCAUCGAUACCACGUUCGAGCAUGAGACCGGGAACGGGAGCACGGAGGACCGCUACGUCUUGAUCGUCGACUUUUGGCACCCGGACCUCUCUGUAGAGGAGCGGGCGGCGUUGAGGUCAUUUUACGACUUGCGGAACCGCUUCGAAGGGCGGGGCGGGGGUACGGAAGGGGGAAAGGUACCCCCCCAAGGCUCGGAAAGAGGGGAGAAGGGGAAAGAGGGUGGCGUUUUGGCAGGGCUGGCGGCCCUCUUUGGUGGACGGGGGCAGUAG
Nannochloropsis gaditana CCMP526 is the source of this 2076-nucleotide messenger RNA. RefSeq lists its product as uncharacterized. The transcript is spliced from 4 exons. The record is from RefSeq and is a predicted model, not a curated record. Bases 166 to 2076 code for a protein of 636 amino acids.